UCGCGGAAGUUUAACGGUUUAGAGCCGAGCUGCGUUCAAUAACAGCAAUACUGAAGUGUUUUAUAUCAUUUAGUUUUACACUUAAUCUUUCGUGUUGGUGUGUUGGGUGUUACUUUAAUAAACACGGCGGAUCCUUCUAGCAAAGAGCGACAGAUACUGUAGUCAGAUAGAGGUUUACUCCUAAAGAGCGGUUCUGGUUCCGUCCACAGUGUUCAGGAUGCGAGCGUUUCGGCAAGUGGGAGAGAAGCAGCUCCCCAACCCGGUGCUCUACAUGGCCUGGUCUCCGAGGAGGGACCUGAUAGCGCUGGCCAACACUGCCGGGGAGCUGCUGCUGCACCGGCUGGCAAAUUUUCAGCGUGUUUGGAGUUUAGCGCCGAACGAAAACACAGGAAAAGAGAUCACAUCCUUGGCCUGGAGACCCGAUGGCAAGAUCUUGGCGUUCAGUGUGGGCGACACCAAGCAGGUUGUCCUGUGUGACGCUGAGAAGGCGGAGAUCCUCCACCUGUUUCCUGUUGACUGCCCCGUGUCCUGCAUGCACUGGAUGGAAGUGCAGAGUGACAGCAACUCUUCAUCAUCAUCAUCAUCAUCAUCAUCCGGCGAUUCAGAGGACGAGUCUAACCGGUUCCUGCCCAAACUACCAACCCUACCCAAGAGCUACAGCUCAUCAUCAAAGAUAUUCAGUGAAGAGAAAUCUGAUGAAGUCACUAACCUCCUGGGGGACGUCAGGUUUAACAUCCUGGUCGUGGGAGGACCGUCUGGUUUUGUAGAACUUUAUGCCUAUGGCCUUUAUAAGAUUGCUACACUGAAAGGGAUCACUGGAACAUGCAGGAGUCUCUGUCUGUCCAGCGACCUCAGAUCUCUCUCAGUCAUAACAGAAAUAAGAUCCACUGACAGAAACUCGGAGAUCCAGUACAUCCAGUUGGACACAGGACUGCUGUCCUCGUGUCUCCCUGAGUUAACAAGGAUGGCUCGCAAAUUCACACACAUCUCCACCCUGAUACAGUACCUACGUCUGUCUCUCACCUGCAUGUGUGAGGCCUGGGAGGACAUCCUCAUGCAAAUGGAUCUCCGUCUCACCAAAUUCGUCCAGGAGAAGAAUACAAGUACUCAGGUUCAGGAUGAGUUUCUGGAGCUGUUGCUUUGGGGACAUGCCAGGGGACACUGUGUGACAGCCAAUGAUGUCUAUUUUGGUUCUUCCCCCAGCCCUGAAUUGCAAGCUCUUCUCAUGAAUCAGCUGACAGUGAAAGGCUUGAAGAUGUUGGGCCAGUCCAUCGAGUCAUCCUACUCAAGCAUCCAGAAGCUGGUUAUCAGUCACUUACAAAGUGGCUCAGAGGCUUUGCUGUAUCACCUGAGUGAAGUAAAAGGCAUGGCUUUGUGGAAGCAAAAGUUUCAGCCUCUUGGUCUGGACCCUGCAGCUAUAGAGGAUGCCAUCACAGCAGUAGGCUCCUUUACACUAAAGGCUAGCGAGCUCUUACAAGUGAUUGAUAAAAGUAUGAAGAAUUUUAAGGCCUUUUUCCGUUGGCUCUAUGUCGCAAUGCUUCGCAUGUCAGAAGAUCACGUCCCAGCAGAGCUAAACAAGAUGACCCAAAAGGACUUGGCAUUCGUUGCAGAUUUUCUGUCUGAGCACUUUAGUGCUAACGAGGAGCUGUUUGAUCGGAAAGGGAAGUACUUCAACGUGGAGCGAGUGGGGCAGUAUCUGAAAGAUGAAGAUGAAGAUUUGGUGUCUCCUCCAAAUAUAGAUGGCAAUCACUGGGUGACAUUUGUUCAGCAGAGCACACACCUGAAAGAAAGCCCACUGCUGUUUCCCACUUACCCACAAAAGUCUCUGCACUUUGUGAAGAGGUUGAUGGAGGGCACCAUUGACCUUUGUCUGCAAAAACCGGCUGAGGUGAUCGGGAGCUCAGUGAAGCAGGCUGUGUGUUUGCGGCUGUACUCUGUGCCUGAGAGUUCCGAAAGCACACCACGGCUGUUCGAGCUUCCAUCACUAUGGAAUGAUAAAAAUGCUGGUAUGCUCUGUGUGGUUUUCUGCAUGCCAGAGAUGUCAACUUCUAAAAUCUGCAUCCUGAGAAGGUCAUCAGACCCAAACAGAUCUCUCCAAAAUGGUUUAGUGGCGAUAGACCUCAACAAUAAUCUCAACACCAGUGUUGAUGACGAAGUAUCUGAGCAUUCCAAUCGCUCCUAUAGCUGCCUGGAUGCUCGUCUCUAUGACGACGAGACGUUGACUGUGGUAUUGCAAGCUCAAGAAGAGAAUGAGAACAGGCUCCGCCUUUUGGCUCAGCUUCCUCUUGGCCCCGCCCUUAGUUGUGGGGAGGAGUUUAGCUGGGAUCCUGCUUUCAGGUUAGACCAGCAGAGCGGUGAGAUCCCUGUUCGAGGGCUGACAUGGGGAACCAUGAGCCGAGAUCUAGAGAACAUGAAAGCGCAGUUUGUGGCUGUGAACGGAAUUCGCAAAGUGUCCUGUGUGCUGAGUUCGAACCUGCGUCACGUCCGCGUGUUUGAGAUGGACGUGGAGGACGAGGAGGAGGAAGAGCGGGCCGAUGAUUCGCAAGAUAUCAGCUGUGACCAGGAUGGACUGGUGGAAACAUCGGCCAAUCAGGGUGCAGAUAGAGACGGAGCAGAAGUAGAACCAAGUGAGGAGAUGGGGGAAGCGUCUGGGAACAUCUUGGAACAGACUUCGGGGUCAGACACGUUAUGAUCUUUGAGUGUUUGAGUCUGCCUGGUUCAGCUAAACGCUAAAAUCUAAACAAUGACCAAGGUCAAACAAAACAUUUAAUGUAUAUUUGUACUGUAUGAAAUUCCCAUCUUACUGCUGUACUAAGUUUACUUCUAAGAAUAAAGGGAUGUUUUUGAA
Clarias gariepinus (North African catfish) is the source of this 2848-nucleotide messenger RNA. RefSeq names its product anaphase promoting complex subunit 4 (gene anapc4). NCBI's taxonomy places the organism in Eukaryota, Metazoa, Chordata, Actinopteri, Siluriformes, Clariidae. Gene Ontology annotation, biological process: positive regulation of mitotic metaphase/anaphase transition; protein K11-linked ubiquitination; anaphase-promoting complex-dependent catabolic process. The record is from RefSeq and is a predicted model, not a curated record. Gene Ontology annotation, molecular function: protein binding. The transcript is spliced from 28 exons. Gene Ontology annotation, cellular component: anaphase-promoting complex; nuclear periphery. The coding region runs from base 218 to 2692 and encodes 824 amino acids.